Molecule: messenger RNA, 1234 nt
Organism: Carcharodon carcharias (great white shark)
Lineage: Eukaryota; Metazoa; Chordata; Chondrichthyes; Lamniformes; Lamnidae
Product: tissue factor pathway inhibitor 2-like
Exons: 6
Coding region: 76-879 (267 amino acids)
Biological process (GO): negative regulation of peptidase activity
Cellular component (GO): extracellular region
Molecular function (GO): serine-type endopeptidase inhibitor activity
Source: RefSeq, a predicted model, not a curated record
GUGUAGACUGAAGUCACGAGGCACCGCGAGAAAUCGACAGUGAAAUCAUCGCAACUCACUCACUCCAUCAAAAUCAUGGAGUUGCAGCUUUUCACGGUGAUCUGCAGCAUCUUGCUGCUGGCUCCACAGUUUGACAUUGCAUCUGCAGACAACCGAGAAGACUGCUUAUUGUUACCAGACCCAGGACCCUGUAAGGCCUCGUCCCGUCGCUAUUAUUACAACAAAUACACUCAGCAGUGUGAGAAAUUUAUCUAUGGUGGAUGCAGGGGUAAUGAAAACAACUUUGAAUCUGUGAGAGAGUGCAUAUCACAUUGCCAAAGAAUUAAAACAUUUCAAUUAUUUUGUUGUCUGAAGACAUUGUUUGAUGCUGAUUAUGAAGAGAUACAUUAUAUAAUGCAUUUAACAACAUUUUUUUUAAUUGCAGAGGUUCCCAAAAUUUGCAGGUUGGAGGCAAAUGUAGGACCAUGUCGCGCUUCCUUUACCAGGUAUUUCUAUAACUUUACAACAGCUCAGUGUGAGGACUUUGUGUUUGGUGGCUGCUAUGGAAACGCUAAUAACUUCAAAGACAUUUCAACUUGCCUGAAGGAGUGCAAACCAAUAUCAGUUUCACCCUCAUUCUGUUUCAAGCCCAAAGACAGAGGAUAUUGUGCAGCUGAAAUGCUGCGGUUUUACUUCAACAAAGAGAAAGGCUGUUGUGAGACAUUCAGUUACUCUGGCUGUGGUGGAAAUGACAAUAACUUUAUUUCUCUUGAGCUUUGCCAAAAGAUAUGUCAACCAUCUGACAGAAAAACAGUGAAAAUCAAGAAUGUUCCUGCACCUAAGAAAAUUAAACUAAAUCGAAGAAAGCAGUUUUUAACAAAUCCGAAGAGGAAGAAUUAAAUGCUUAACUUUCUUAACAAAAAGCUCCAGGUCUAGAGUUCUUACAGUUUUUUAAAACCUUGAUGAAAAAUCUAGACUGAAGUCAACUUUUGCUCCAUAUAUUUUAAACAUGACAAGAGGUGAUACAAUUGACAUCAAAUCCUCCCAAAGUAUUCUUAGUGUAGAGAUCUCUUCAGAUUACGCUUCUGUUACAUUUAUUUGGGUGUCACUAAUUUUGUUUAAGAAAAUAACGUAAAAAGGAAAGGAAAUUAAAGGAAUGAUUUGAUGCACCAACUGAACAUUUUUCAUUUCAUGCUUUUUUAUAUAAUUCUAAUAGAAGCUGUUAGAUGGCUGAUGCCAUACAUUUAGAGGGAGG